AACCUUUCUUGGAUUUAUGCUUUUGUUUAGUCUUGAUUUUCAUUUUCUUAGUACAAAAUGAUUCUGUUUUCUCUUUCUAGUCAACACUCAACAAACCCAAGAAAAGCAGAGAAACAGUGCUAACAAAUGAUUACCCCUCUUACUUUGGAUCUCCUCCUUCUUGCUAUUUACUCUCUCUCUCUCUCUCUCUCUCUCUCUGUCUCUCUCUCCUUCUAAUGUACAGGUGAUGUUCUUAAUCUCCUGUGCAUAGAGAUGACCUCUAUAUAGAGUUACCCAAUUACUUUCACCUCAGUCAUCUCUGAGUCACUGCAACUCCUUUGUGCUUAUCUACGAUGCCAAUUAAGGAAAUGACAGUUUCAUUUACCUGAGGUGACCUCAUUGAACUUCACCAAAGCCAAAUCAGUCACAGGAGCAGCACAAGUGCUUUUGGCCCCUGUCAAGCAUGGCUCAACAGGAGGAAGGCUGGCCUCUGGGUUUGCAGCCAAUGCAUGUGAGAGUUGGGUUGGCUCAAAACAAUGAGUUUUCCGGUUCAGUGUCAUUCAACACUUUACUCACUGGUUCUCCAACUUCCUCUACAGAUUCCUCUUCAGAUCUAGACACAGAGUCCACAGGGUCUUUUUUCCAUGACAGGAGCAUUACACUUGGGAGCCUUAUUGGAAUCAAUAACAUUCUAGAGCUAUCAAGAAGAUCACUGAGGGGAAGAAAAACUGAUCAGGUCUGUAAAGACAGGAAGAGCAACAACUCCACCAAGUUCAGAUUGUGUUUUUUCUCUCUAUGUUCCAGGGACAGUACAGAUGGUGAGAAUGUGAACAAAAACAACCAUCCUCCAUCUCUUGGUCACUUCCUUGCAGUGGAGAGAAGAGCAGCCAAUGAAAAUUAUAGAGAAAACCCACCAAUUUAUGGACCAGAUGAUGAGGUUGCUUUAGCUGAUCAUCAGCCUGCUACACAACCCAACUCACUGUUUGUUGAUGGUCAAGUUGCUCCUCCUCAAUCUAGUCCAUGGCUUGGUUCAGACCAUGUUGACCAGAGAAAACCAGUUCUGUUUUCAUGUAUGUGUGGUGGGCAACUCUCCCAGUGACCAAAGAAUAUAUUCAUGUUUCUCUCGGUUUUUUUUUUUGGGGGGUCUUAAUCAGAAUUUCAUGUUAUUGGAAGACAUAAAGAGGUCAAUUGACAAUUCCAGUGCAGCCAUUGCAGUUUAAGCAAAA
This is a messenger RNA of Prunus dulcis (almond), 1205 nucleotides long. RefSeq lists its product as uncharacterized. Bases 443 to 1078 code for a protein of 211 amino acids. The record is from RefSeq and is a predicted model, not a curated record. The transcript has 3 exons. NCBI's taxonomy places the organism in Eukaryota, Viridiplantae, Streptophyta, Magnoliopsida, Rosales, Rosaceae.